UCAAAAACUGAAGAAUCUUCUUCGACUCGUCAAACAGGAACUGUAUUAAAAUUUAAUUAAUUUAGAAACAAAUCAAUGUCUUUCAAUACCAAAGAUGUGGUCCUUAAAGAGGACCGACCUAAGUCACUACUUCUUCAGAAACAUUCAGACUAUUUAGCAGGUUAUGGACUUGACAAAGAUGACUUCGAAUUUUGUAUGACUGAAUAUCUUCGAAUGUCUGGCAUAUACUGGAGCCUGACUGCCAUGGAGCUCAUGGGGCAAUCCUCAAGGAUGCCUAAAGAUGAAAUCAUAGAAUUCAUCACAUCAUGUCAAGACAAAGAGAGUGGUGGGGUCUCUGCCAGUAUAGGCCACGACCCACACAUGCUGUAUACCCUGAGCGCUGUGCAGGUGCUAGCCAUGUAUGACAGGCUGGAUGCUAUUGACGUGGACGGUGUAGUGAGAUAUAUCACCUCGUUGCAGCAGGAUGAUGGAAGUUUCUUUGGUGAUAAAUGGGGUGAAGUAGACACAAGGUUCUCUUUCUGUGCAGUGAUGGCUCUGUCACUGCUAAAACGGCUGGAUGCUAUCAACACCACCAAAACAGUUGACUUCGUAUUGAGUUGUAUGAACUUUGAUGGGGGCUUUGGCUCAAAACCUGGGUCAGAGAGCCAUGCAGGUCUGAUCUACUGCUGUGUGGGAACGUUGUCAAUAUGCAAACGAAUGGACGCACUCAAGGCAGAUGAGCUGGCGUGGUGGCUGUGUGAGAGGCAGCUGCCCAGUGGUGGGCUAAAUGGACGACCAGAGAAGUUACCAGACUUGUGCUAUUCUUGGUGGGUAAUGUCAUCACUAUCUAUGCUGAACAGGAUACACUGGGUAGACAAAAAGAGUUUAGAAGAAUACAUCCUCGCGUGUCAAGACGCUGAGACAGGUGGAUUCAGCGACCGCCCUGGCGACAUACCAGACCCUUUCCACACCUUGUUUGGGCUUACAGGACUAUCCCUACUUGGAAAUACUAGCAUAAAACUUGUGAACCCUACCUAUUGUAUGCCACAAGAAACUAUCGAUAGACUAAAGCUAGAACCACAAGUGCUGCAUAUUUAAUUAUAAGCUUUAACAUAUUUAUUUUAUUAUUAUUUUAUUUGAAUAAAAUCACAAUUUAUACACUGA
Ostrinia furnacalis (Asian corn borer) is the source of this 1143-nucleotide messenger RNA. RefSeq names its product geranylgeranyl transferase type-2 subunit beta (gene betaggt-II). Gene Ontology annotation, molecular function: Rab geranylgeranyltransferase activity. NCBI's taxonomy places the organism in Eukaryota, Metazoa, Arthropoda, Insecta, Lepidoptera, Crambidae. The transcript has 5 exons. Gene Ontology annotation, biological process: protein geranylgeranylation. Bases 76 to 1077 code for a protein of 333 amino acids. Gene Ontology annotation, cellular component: Rab-protein geranylgeranyltransferase complex. The record is from RefSeq and is a predicted model, not a curated record.